Epinephelus fuscoguttatus (brown-marbled grouper) is the source of this 3101-nucleotide messenger RNA. RefSeq names its product netrin g2a (gene ntng2a). NCBI's taxonomy places the organism in Eukaryota, Metazoa, Chordata, Actinopteri, Perciformes, Serranidae. The record is from RefSeq and is a predicted model, not a curated record.
AUGUCCCCUCUCCUCCUUCGUCUCCUCACCCUCCUCCUCCUCCUGCCGCUGUUAGCCCAGUGUCAGAACGCCGUCGGUCAGUUUGAUGUGUGUCGGUCUCUGCGUGGCUCAGAGGCGGGGCCAGGAUGGGAGUUCUACGCCUGUCAGCCGCCCGCCAACAUGAAGGAAGUGAUGCAGAUCAGAGUCGACCCGCCUGGGAUCACCUGUGGGAACCCACCUGAGAGGUUCUGCACACUGGAGAACCCGUACCUGUGCAGCGAUGAGUGCGUCACGUCCAGUCCUGACCUGUCUCACCCUCCUCAGCUGAUGGGCGACAGGGAAAGGGGUGGGCUCAUCACCUAUUGGCAAACAGUCACAUGGUCCAGGUAUCCUGAGCCCCUAUUGGCCAACAUCACUCUGUCCUGGAACAAGAGUCUGGAGGUGGUCGAUGACAUCAUCAUCACCUUCGAGUAUGGUCGACCAACCAGCAUGGUGCUGGAGAAAUCUCUGGACAAAGGUGUGACAUGGCAGCCGUAUCAGUACUACGCCGACGACUGUCUCGAGACCUUCGGCAUGUCUCCUAAACGAGUCUCUGACUUGGCACCGAGUAACCUGACCCGGGUCAUCUGUGCGGAGCAAUACUCCGGCUGGGUCGGCGCCAAGGAGAAGGUCGUGAUGUUCGAGGUACGCGCUCGGUUCGGGGUGUUCGCUGGUCCGAAGCUGAUCAACAUGGACGCCCUCUACACCCGGAUGGAGACCAUGAAGGGUCUGAGAGACUUCUUCACCUUCACCAACCUCCGCCUGCGACUGCUCCGCCCAGCACUGGGCGGGACUUAUGUCCAGAGAGACAACUUACUGAAGUACUUCUAUGCCAUCUCCAACAUCGACAUACCUGCCAGAUGUAGGUGUAACCUCCACGCGUCUCAGUGUGUGUUACGUGAUGCAACACUGCAGUGUGACUGUGACCACAACACAAGUGGACAGGACUGUGAGCGCUGCCGUCAGGGCUUCAGGUCACGCACCUGGAGACCGGCGUCGUACCUGCCACUGCCCAAAGGCACCGCCAACACCUGUGAAGCAACAGAAACAUCAACCAACACUUCAAUCAAUGUACCACCUCCCGACGGAGCCUUUCCAGAUGUACCUCUUCCUGAUGCACCUCCAGUGCCACCUCCUGGUGUACCGCCACCUGAUGAAGCUCCUGAUGUACCUCCUUCAGAGGCACCCUCCUCUAGGACUCCAGACAUUCUGAUAGAUACGCCUCCUCCUGAUGUACCUUCCCUUGAUGUACCUCCUCCUGAAGUACCUCCACGUGAUGUACCUCCUCUUGAUGUACCUCCACCUGAUGUACCUCCUCCAGAGGAACCUCCUCCUGAUGUAUCUCCUGAUGUACCUUCCCCUGAUGUACCUCCUCCAGACGUAUCUCCACCUGACGUACCUCCUCGAGAAGUACCCCCUUCUGAUGUAUCACUACCUGAAGUGCUCUCCCCAGAGGUUUUGCCUCCUGUAGUACCCGCUCCAGAGGCAUUGCCUCCUGAUGUACCUCCUCCUGAAGCACCUCUUCCUGAAGUACCUUCCCCAAAGGUUUUGUCUCUUGAUGUACCUCCUCCUGAAGUGCCCGCUCCAGAGGUAUCUUCUCCUGAUGUACCUCCUCCUGAUGCUCCUGAAGAGUCCUUGUUGCCUUCUUCUGAAAGAGGAAGUGAUGCUGCUCCAGGCAAAAUCAUCACCACCUCAGAUCGAUCUGACCCUAGUGGUGAUUUGGCCCCUGUCGACUUCACCUUCCCUUUUCCAGAUGAUCCAGAUUCAGCUGACCCUGGACCACGUUCUGAACCAGAUUCUGGACCAGUGCCUGUUGGUGAUCCUGGGAAAACUCCAGAUGAUUCCCGUGGAUUGGAGGAUGUUCCUGGAUCAAAUAAAAUAGAUUCUGGACUGGAUUCUAUCUCAGCAGGGUCAGAUACAGAGGAAACGGGAAAAGGUGGAACAGAAUCAACCAGACCAGAUUUCCUUGGUCCUGGUCCAGAGUCUAGACCAGAGUCUCCUCAGGCAGUAGACAAACCAGGAGUAGAUUCUUCUGCAGGUCAGAUGGAAGUGAAGUCUUCUGAGGAGGAUUCAGCUGCUGGUGGACCAGAAGGAGGGUCAGAGGAAAACAAAGAGUCUAAACCAGAGACGACAGAAGGGCAAAGAGAGGAGAAAGUCACUGAGGCCACAGAGGAAACAAGAGAGGACACAAGAGAGAAAGCAAAGAGGAAACUCAAGAGGAAACUAAAAGGAACGACCCAGAAGAUUCUGAUCCCAGGAGGACCAAAGUUCAGUCAGCUCUCCAAAAUCGCCUACAUCUCCUUUCAGGACUGCGAGUGCUGCAGCUACAUCGACUUCAUCAAUGUGGUCACAUGUGUGAGCUGCAAACACAACACGCGAGGACAGAACUGUCAGUUUUGUCGCCUCGGUUACUACAGGAACUCCUCGCUGCCACUCGACCAUGAGAACAUCUGUGUAGAGUGCAGCUGUGACACUGAGGGCAGUGUGUCUCCUCACUGCAGUGAUUCUGGUCUCUGUCAGUGUAAAGUUGGAGCCUCAGGGAGGCGCUGUGACUCCUGUCUGCCGGGAUACACCUGGAGAGGGGGCGGAGUCAGCUGCACAGAGAAUGUCUGUGAUGACGAGCGUCUGAUCUGUCAGAAUGGAGGAACCUGCAUUGACUUCCAGCGCUGCGUCUGCCCCGACGCCUUCACAGGUACGUUUUGUGAGAGGAGGGUCUGUCUGAAGAAGGGCGGCUGCCUUGAGAACACCGAGGGCUCCGCCGCCUCUGUGACCUCACACCUUUUCCUGCUCACACUUGGUCUCAUCUCCUCCACCGUCUGCUGACCCCGCCCACUGGUGACAUCACAGAGGGAGGGAUGUUAAACUGAAGCUGUUGGAAUAGGAAGUGAUAUCACACUUUUUUCUCUGCAGACAGGAAGUGUGAUGGUCUGCAGGAGGAAGUGACAUCAAGAGAAGAAGACAUAUUGAUGAUGUGGACACAUUUCUCAGGACUUCCUGUUUAGAUGUUUAAUGACACUGAUGAUGUCACAAAGCCACCUCCUUUUCGUCAGGUGUAGAUAAUAACAGUCUCUGAUUGGUCGCCG